Messenger RNA from Lachancea meyersii CBS 8951, 711 nucleotides. The record is from the annotation of a GenBank genome assembly. NCBI's taxonomy places the organism in Eukaryota, Fungi, Ascomycota, Saccharomycetes, Saccharomycetales, Saccharomycetaceae.
AUGUCAGCUCAUAAAGUUCUGCUGGUUGGAAUCAGUGGGUGUUCUUCUAGUGGUAAAACCACCUUGGCCAAACUAAUUACGAGCCUACUGCCUUCAGCAGUCUUGCUUCAUGAAGACGACUUUUUCAAGCACGAUGAAGAUAUUCCCUAUGAUGAAAAAUAUCAGGUAAGUAACUGGGACUCCCCUGAUGCCUUGGACUUGGCACUAUUUCGCAAGGAACUCGACUACAUCAAAGAAACGGGCACAAUAUCUACCGAAUUGAUACACAACAAUAACCACCAAAAUAGCCGGGCCGUCUCACUAGACGCAGACACCCAGCAUGCCAUCGUGGGGAAGCUUGCAGCUGCAUUUAAGGAUUCUAACACCAAGGUAGUCGUCGUCGAUGGGUUCCUGAUGUACCAUGAUGCGGAACUGUCAAAAAAAUUCGACCUUAAAGUGUUGAUCAGGGCUCCUUACUCUACACUGAACAAACGAAGAGCUGAUAGGAGUGGAUACCAGACUCUGGAAUCAUUUUGGAUCGACCCGCCAUUUUAUUUCGAUGAAUUUGUCUACAAGUCCUACAGCGAGUGUCACGCACACCUCUUUGAAGACGACAACGUAGAGGGAACUUUGAAAGAGAAUUGCGGCGUUCACGACUAUAUGAAUGACGACAAUGCAAAAAUAGGUGAAGCGCUGCUGUGGCUCUGUGAUCUGAUUGUCUCGCUGCGCUAA